AAAUAAAUAUAGUUUUUCAGGUGCAAUGUAUGGUCAUCAGUUUUACAUAUGUGUUGUUAAAAAUUCUAACAUAAAAAUUGAGCACUAUUAGUUCAAAGAGGUGUUUUUGAAAUCCAUGUAAGUAUAUGGCUGAGGAGGCUUAAUUAUACACUGUCCCUCCUCCAUCAGUACUGUACAUGUGGGGCAGAGUGAACAGCAGUUGCCAGUCAUUCUGUCUAAUGUUCAGAAGCAGGGAGUCCUGUGGAUACAUAAAAUCCAUUAAGGCUCUUGAAAAACAAAUUGAGAAAAGGAAAAAAGCAGUGUAGAAAAUGAUAUUUGAUAACACAUAAUGAUAGACUCACAAAUAGGCCAGGUUGAUUUGUCCUCCCUCAGAGACUAACAUCAAAGUAAAAAAUUAACACACAGUAAGACCGUGCUAAAAUGUUUCCAUAAUAGUUCAAUAUGAAAAAAAGUUUUGUUUUUAAAAAAAAUAUAUAUAUAUAUAAUAAUGUAGUUACAAAACAUAAGAUUAUCCAUCUCAUUUGUCUCAUUUGUAUGUUGCAGUCUCACAGACACACUUCACGGCUGUAACUGGGCCAGGGGCAAAUACAAGAGGCUCGAGUGGCUGCAUGUGAGGCACAAAAAUAGCAGUAGUUGUCACACUGCAGGGAGGGCCUCAUACCAAAUAUCAAAACAGCUCCGUCUCUAUAGCAAGUCUUGGAACAGCAGACCUGAACAUCAGCCAGAGGGAGAGGAAACGACAACAGAGACGUAAAGACAACAACGGGGACGGGUCUGUUUUGUCAUAGCACAUCAGGGUCAAAGGAGGCAAAUCAGCAUGUCACGAGGCAGUUUUGUCUUCACAAACACGGCCUUGCGUUCUCUUGAACUUGACGAGGACAUGCUAGAGAGACACAAGUACAGGAGGCAAGUGUCCUCAGUGCAUGUCAACAACUACAUGUGGAAGAAGGAGGCCAGGGACAGAGACCAUCUGAGAUCUGCUCCUGCUCUUCCACCAGCAAUCUGCCAAGACGUGGUGGUUCAGAACGCUCUGUAUACAGGAGACCUAGAGGCUGUGCAGCGGCUCUUUCCAAGGGGGUCCACAGGGAACCUCAUCUUUGAGCCACUGGGCGGGGACAUGCGCUGGGUUGCCAGAGGGGAAGGACUGUGGUCACUGACAUACGAGCAGGAACUGACCACCCCACUCCACAUCACGGCUGGUCGAGGAUUUACAGAUUGCCUGAAACUGCUGCUGCAACGUGGGGCCAACAUAGAUCUGGCGCCUGGUGGCAUAACCGCUCUCCACGAGUCUUGUGAAAACUGUCAGCCGGAGUGCACCAAGCUGCUGCUGAUGCAUGGGGCCAACGCCAACUCUGUGUCUGAGGAGGGUCUCAUGCCUCUGCACCUGUGCACCUGCCCAGAAUCUUUUGAGUGUGCCAAAUAUCUCCUGCAGUUCGGUGCAGCAAUCAGUGGUCGCACUCUUGAUGAAAAUGACACACCUUUGCACGUAGCAGCCAGGUACGGCCUUCCAGACCACACUGAGAUGUACCUUCGUUACGGAGCCGCAGUAGACAAAGAGAAUGAAGAGGGUAUGACUCCACUGAACAUUGCCUGUUCUCAGCCUCAGAAGUUGCAGGAUCUUGAGCGGUACUUCAAGGUCUGCCAGCUGCUGCUGGCGGCGGGUGCUGACGUCCACACCAUGGACCAUGACAGGCACACUCCUUUACACAUGGCCUGUAAGAACGUAAAUCCAGACGUGGUGGACCUGCUGAUGGCUAACGGAGCCUGUGUGAACAACAUGGACUAUGGAGGUGAGGCUCCCAUGCACAACAUCCUGAAGGUAGUGUGGUGCAAACUCUCCCAUCAGCCUGAGAGGAUCGUCCGUGCUCUGCUCAACCAUGGAUCCAUCCGGGUGUGGCCUGGUGCUCUGCCCUUGGUUCUAAAGCACUGCUGUGCAUCUCCACGCACCAUUGAGGUUCUGCUGAAUGGCUAUAGUCACCUCAAAGUCACAGACACAUGGGUUGAGUCAGUUCCUGAAGAGGUUUUUAAGGAGCACCAGGAAUUCUAUCAGUCUGUCUUCUCCUUGGCGAUGACGCCUCGCUCCCUGCAGCACUUGGCUCGCUGCAGACUCAGGACCUUUCUGCAGGCCCGAGUCCACAAGGUGGUUCCCAAACUGGACCUUCCCACCUUCAUCAAGAACUACCUGCUCCUGGACUACAGAGGCUACAUCCACUAGAUCUAGAGAAUAGCGUGAAAAUAGAAAUGUUUGCUGAAGAGCAGAGAAUCAUAGUCACUGGCUCAAGAAUAUAUUCACUAGUUUGACUGUAUUUUUGCAUCACCUACACGUACUUUUGAGAAAGAAAAACAGCUGCUUUUCUCUCUUCAUUCAACAGUAUUCAUUCAGCACAGUUUUUGGUGUUUGAUUUUGUACCACCAGAGGGAACUAGAGACCUAAGUUGAUAAGGUAGACGCUGCUAAAGCAAGUAUAAGCAAUGGAGUAUUAUAUUUUAUUCAGUUAGUAGUCACUUUUUAAAAUUUUGCACUUAUUAGUUAUUAUUUUUUAUUUUUUAUAAGUAAUUAUUUCUAUUCAAUAUGUUUUUUUCAAGUCAAGUCUAAAGUAGGAAUAUCUGUAGUGAGGUAUUUAAUAAAAAAAAUUCCCUUUAAGUUGUCAAUGAUUGUUUUUACAUCUAAAUUAUAUAUAUAAU
Cynoglossus semilaevis (tongue sole) is the source of this 2684-nucleotide messenger RNA. It is a transcript of the gene asb10, whose product is annotated as ankyrin repeat and SOCS box containing 10. The record is from RefSeq and is a predicted model, not a curated record. The coding region runs from base 818 to 2215 and encodes 465 amino acids. NCBI's taxonomy places the organism in Eukaryota, Metazoa, Chordata, Actinopteri, Pleuronectiformes, Cynoglossidae. Gene Ontology annotation, biological process: protein ubiquitination; intracellular signal transduction; positive regulation of protein catabolic process. The transcript has 5 exons. Gene Ontology annotation, molecular function: protein binding.